Molecule: messenger RNA, 859 nt
Organism: Melitaea cinxia (Glanville fritillary)
Lineage: Eukaryota; Metazoa; Arthropoda; Insecta; Lepidoptera; Nymphalidae
Gene: EMC7
Product: ER membrane protein complex subunit 7
Exons: 1
Coding region: 101-775 (224 amino acids)
Cellular component (GO): EMC complex
Molecular function (GO): carbohydrate binding
Source: RefSeq, a predicted model, not a curated record
UACGAUUGAAAUACAAAAAACAUUAUUUAAAAUUAUAUCAUUAUUACCUUAAACUAGUUCUAUUUGUGAAUAUUUACAUAUAAUUAGUAUAUUUUACAUAAUGGUUCGACUCGAAUUUUCCAUAGGAAUAUUCGUGUGCAUUAUUGCGAAUGUUUUCUGUGCAGUGAGUUCCAUUGAGGAAGACUCAGGGAAUGGAAGGUAUGCUAUUGAAGGUCGAGUUUUUCCACCUGACGACCAAGACUCGACGAAUUGGCAAGUUAAUACACGGAUUCACGUUAACGGAGGCGAAUACAUAGGUUUCAUAAAAGAUGAUGGCUCUUUUACGAUAUACAACAUACCAACAGGAUCGUACGUGGUCGAAAUCCUAAACCCUGAUUACAUGUACGAACCAGUCAGAGUUGAAAUUAACUCAAAGGGCAAGUAUAGAGCUCGUAAAGUGAAUUACAUACAAACUUCGCAAGUGAUUCAAGUUCCUUAUCCAUUACGAAUGAAACCAGUUACCAAGUUGCGUUAUUUCCAAAUACGUGAGCAGUGGAGGCUGACUGACUUUUUGUUCAACCCAAUGGUGAUCAUGAUGGUGCUUCCGUUGUUACUGAUCAUGAUUUUACCUAAAAUGAUGAAUGACCCGGAAACAAAAGAAGAUUUGAAGCAAAUAAGCAACAUGGCAAAGAUGUCCGAGUUACCUGAGAUGUCAGAAAUGUUCACAUUGCUGUUCAACAGAGGAGCUCCUAAUAAAGCUAAUGCCAAAGCUAAACAAGUCAAGAAGAGACAGUAGUCACUUUUAUCUUAGUUAAGAAAUGCUAGAACUAUUGUUUCAUGUAUUGUUUAGGAAUAAUUGUCAAUAUAUUAUUUAAAAUUU